AAAAGAAAUACUCGAUUUAGUAGAGUGGUUAGAGCAGUUGAAGAAAGGAUUUUCUCUCUCUUUCUCUUUCUGUUUAUUCUUUUUUUCAUUUCUUUUCUACCAAAUGCAUAAACCUUCACCUACUAAAUCCCAAACCCUCUUUUUUCUCUUUCCCUUAUUCUUUCAUUGAACAACAAUGACAAUCAAUUCUUCUUCUUCUUCUUCAUCAACCAUGAGAAACAACAACAACAACUCGAAGCCAUGGAGACCUUUCACAGCAAAUUGCUGUUCAGUUGAGGACCAAACAGUUCUUGGCAAGCUCAGCAGACCAUGCAGGCCGUCACGGUCGGACUUCUCCAAGAACAUCGCUCCGAUGCCGUCUUUUCGGAGGCUGUCUUUCUCCGAUCUCAGCCGGUCUUCUUCGAUGAGAAUCAACGAAGAUCUCGCGCAGUCUUUCGGGUCGGAGCUGUAUGAUUUUCAGCUGAGUGAGCUGCGUGGUAUAACUCAGAAUUUCUCCAGCAAUUUCUUGUUGGGAGAAGGUGGGUUUGGGAAGGUGCAUAAGGGUUAUAUAGAUGAGAAUUUGAGACAGGGUUUGAAGGCUCAGGCUGUUGCUGUUAAGCUUCUUGAUAUUGAAGGUUUACAGGGACACCGUGAAUGGCUGGCAGAAGUGAUAUUUCUGGGACAACUUAGGCACCCCCAUUUGGUUAAAUUAAUAGGAUAUUGUUGUGAGGAUGAAGAAAGACUCCUAGUCUAUGAGUUUAUGCCCCGGGGCAGCUUAGAGAACCACUUGUUCAAAAGGCUUUCAGUAUCAUUGCCAUGGAACACAAGACUAAGAAUAGCAAUUGGAGCUGCAAAAGGACUUGCUUUCUUGCAUGGAGCUGAGAAGCCUGUGAUUUACAGGGACUUCAAGACUUCAAAUGUCUUACUAGAUUCUGAUUUCAAUGCAAAGCUAUCAGAUUUUGGACUUGCAAAGAUGGGACCUGAAGGAUCAGACACACAUGUUACAACAAGGGUUAUGGGUACCUAUGGAUAUGCUGCACCAGAAUACGUCUCAACAGGGCACUUGACAACAAAAAGUGAUGUAUACAGCUUUGGGGUGGUACUACUAGAAAUGCUAACAGGAAGAAGAGCCACAGACAAAUCAAGACCUAAAAGUGAGCAAAACCUUGUUGAUUGGGCAAAACCCUACCUCACUAGCAAUAGAAGAUUGAGGUACAUUAUGGAUCCAAGACUUGGAGGUCAAUAUUCUGUGAAGGGAGCAAAAGAAAUAGCCCUACUGGCUCUGCAUUGCAUAAGUGUGAACCCCAAAGAUAGGCCAAGAAUGCCAGCCAUUGUUGAAACUCUAGAAGGCUUGCAAAAUUUCAAGGACAUGGCAGUCACUUGUGGGCAAUGGCAAGCAUCACCAAAGACUAGUACUGCUAGGGUCAAUAAUGGAGUUUCCUCCGCUAAGGUUAAAUUGGAGAUUAAAGGAGCUAGCUUCAGAAAAUCCUCCCUAGCAGUCAACCCUAGUAGGAAAAACACAUGAAUAUAUUUACAGCCUCUGGUCAUGGCCACUUUGAAUUGUAAAAUAAUAAGUGUGCAAUGUAGAUAUGAAUGUAUAAUAGACAAAAUUUGAAUGGUAAUGCAUGUAAAGCUGCUGUCAAUGUUAUAAAUUGGCACAAAUAUAUAAA
Messenger RNA from Ziziphus jujuba (common jujube), 1649 nucleotides. Its product is annotated as probable serine/threonine-protein kinase PBL15. Lineage: Eukaryota; Viridiplantae; Streptophyta; Magnoliopsida; Rosales; Rhamnaceae. The transcript has 5 exons. The coding region runs from base 176 to 1504 and encodes 442 amino acids. Gene Ontology annotation, molecular function: ATP binding; protein kinase activity. The record is from RefSeq and is a predicted model, not a curated record. Gene Ontology annotation, biological process: protein phosphorylation.